Messenger RNA from Malaclemys terrapin pileata, 1379 nucleotides. Its product is annotated as myb/SANT-like DNA-binding domain-containing protein 2. The coding region runs from base 292 to 1344 and encodes 350 amino acids. Gene Ontology annotation, cellular component: nuclear body. Lineage: Eukaryota; Metazoa; Chordata; Testudines; Emydidae. The record is from RefSeq and is a predicted model, not a curated record. The transcript has 2 exons. Gene Ontology annotation, biological process: positive regulation of DNA-templated transcription.
UUUAAUUCGACUUCUGUACUCCUCCCCGACGAGGGGAGUAGCGCUAAAUUCGACAUGGCCAUGUCGAAUUACGCUAGGUGUGGAUGGAAAUCGACGCUAAUAGCUCCGGGAGCUAUCCCACAGUGCACCACUCUGUUGACGCUCUGGACAGCAGUACGAGCUCGGAUGCUCUGAACUGCCACACAGGAAAAGCCCCGGGAAAAUUUGAAUUUGAAUUCCUUUUCCUGUCUGGCCAGUUUGAAUCUCAUUUCCUGUCUGGACAUCGUGGCGAGCUCAGCAGCACUGGCAACGAUGCAGAGCUCUCCAGCAGUGAUGGCCGUGCAAUCUCAGAAUAGAAAGAGGGCCCCAGCAUGGACUGAUCGGGAAGUCUUGGAUCUCAUCGCUGUGUGGGGCGAUGAGUCCGUGCUUUCCGAGCUGCGAUCCAAAAGACGGAAUGCAAAGAUCUACGAGAAGAUCUCUAAAGACAUGGCAGAGAGAGGAUACAGCCGGGAUGUAACGCAGUGCCGCGUGAAAAUCAAGGAGCUGAGACAAGGCUACCAGAAGACCAAAGAGGCAAACGGAUGCUCCGGAUCCCAUCCCCAGACAUCCCGUUUCUACGAGGCACUGCAUUCCAUCCUCGGUGCGGCCGCCACCACUACCCCACCAGUGACCGUGGACUCUGAGGAUGGGAUAGUGUCCACGGCUGGAUCCUCGGACAUGUUAGCGGACGGGGAAGAUGAGGAAGGAGAUGAGGAGGACGAGGCAGUCGACAGCGCUCACAACGCUGAUUUCCCCGACAGCCAGGAUCUCUUCAUCACCCUUACAGAGAUCCCCUACCAACCCUCCCCAGCCGUUACCCCGGACACAGAAUCUGGGGAAGGAUCAGCCACCCCAUCUGCGACUGUCUCACAACCUAGCCUGUCAUCACACUCCCAGAGGCUAGCGCGGAUUAGGCAUAAGAAGAAGAGGACACGGGAGGACAUGUUCUCGGAGCUUAUAGCCUGCUCCAGAGCCCAGGCAGCACAGCAGACCCAGUGGCGGGAGAACUUGACCCGAAUGCACCAAGCCAACAUGGAUCGGGAGGAGAGGUGGCGUCAGGAAGACCAGCAGGCGACUCAAACCCUGCUUGGACUAAUGAGGGAGCAAAUGGACACGCUCCGGCGCCUUGUGGAUGUUCUGCAGGAACGGAGGCAGGAGGACAGAGCCCCGCUGCAGUCCAUCUCUAACCGCCCUCCCCCGCCACCAAGUCCCAUACUCCCCUCACCCAAAGUGCACAGAAGGAGAGGCGGCAGAGUCCCUGCUAACUCUCACUCCACCCCUGCAGAGAGCUCGAGCAGCAGAAGGCUCUCAUUCCCCAAAAUUUGACAAGUUCUUUCCUUCCCGCCUGACACAAGCCCCCG